AUGGCCGCCGAGAGACUGCCAACGAGGGAACGCCGCCCGUCCACUGGAGCUCCCAUUGUGGAGAUCCAGGGAGCUGUCGGUCCUGCGGGCAUCACCCGCCCCAAGCACAAGCGCACCUUUACUGGCUUUGGUGCUGGCGAGAUCAAGAGCGUCGAGGCUUCCAUCCCCGAACCCCAGCGCGACGCCUGGACCAAGCACCAGGUCAAUGGCUUCAAGAACAAGGACGAGUUCGAAAAUGAAAUGGUUCGCCAUGUCGAGACGACGCUGGCCCGAAGCAUGUUCAACUGCGACGAGUCUGCGGCCUAUUCAGCUGCCAGCCUCGCUUUUCGCGACCGCCUCAUCCUCGAGUGGAACAGGACCCAGCAGCGCCAGACCUUUGCCGACAGCAAGAGGGUCUACUAUCUCAGUUUGGAAUUCCUGAUGGGCAGGGCUCUCGACAAUGCCAUGUUGAAUAUCGGUCUCAAGGAUGUCGCCAAAGCCGGUCUGUCUGAUCUCGGAUUCCGUGUCGAAGACAUCAUCGAGCAGGAACACGAUGCUGCCCUCGGCAACGGAGGUCUCGGCAGACUUGCCGCCUGUUUCCUCGACAGUCUUGCGUCCUUGAACUACCCCGCCUGGGGUUAUGGCCUGCGCUACCGGUACGGUAUCUUCAAGCAGGAGAUUAUCGAUGGUUACCAGGUCGAGGUCCCCGAUUACUGGCUCGACUUCAACCCCUGGGAGUUCCCCCGUCACGACGUGACUGUUGAUAUUCAAUUCUACGGCAAUGUCCGCAAGUCUCAGGAUGACAACGGCAGGACAACCGCCCACUGGGAAGGCGGCGAGAUGGUCAAGGCCGUCGCCUACGACGUUCCCAUUCCCGGCUACGCAACCCCUUCCACGAACAACCUCCGCCUGUGGUCCAGCAAGGCAGCCAGCGGCGAGUUCGACUUCCAAAAGUUCAACAGCGGCGAGUACGAGAGCUCGGUCGCCGACCAGCAGAGAGCCGAGACCAUCAGCGCGGUCCUGUACCCCAACGAUAAUCUCGAGAGGGGCAAGGAGCUCCGUCUGAAGCAGCAGUACUUCUGGGUUGCUGCUUCGCUUUACGAUAUCGUUCGUCGCUUCAAGAAGACAAAGCGCUCAUGGAGGGAGUUCCCCGACCAGGUGGCCAUCCAGCUGAACGACACCCACCCGACUCUGGCCAUUGUCGAGCUCCAGCGCAUCUUGUGCGAUCUUGAGGGUCUUGAUUGGGACGAGGCCUGGAAUAUUGUUCAGCAGACCUUUGGCUACACCAACCACACUGUUCUUCCCGAGGCUCUGGAGAAGUGGCCUGUCGGUCUGAUGCAGCACCUUUUGCCCCGCCACCUUCAGAUCAUCUACGACAUCAACCUCUACUUCCUGCAGAAGGUCGAGAGGGCCUUCCCCAAUGACCGCGACAUCCUUAGGAGGGUGUCCAUCAUUGAGGAGUCGCAACCCAAGAUGGUCCGCAUGGCGUACUUGGCCAUAGUAGGCUCCCACAAGGUCAAUGGUGUCGCCGAACUCCACUCGGACCUGAUCAAGACCACCAUCUUCAAGGACUUUGUCGAGAUCUUUGGCCCGGACAAGUUCACGAACGUGACCAACGGUAUCACCCCUCGCCGGUGGCUCCACCAGGCCAACCCUCGUCUGUCGGAGUUGAUCUCCUCUAAGACCGGCAGCUUUGACUUCCUCAAGGACCUCACUCUCCUAAACAAGAUCGAGCUCUGCAUCAAUGAUAAGGCCUUCCGCAAGGAGUGGGCCGAGAUCAAGUAUGCAAACAAGGUGCGCCUCGCCAAGUACAUUAAGAGCACGACCGGCGUUGUGGUCAACCCGUCAUCUCUGUUCGACGUGCAGGUCAAGCGUAUCCACGAGUACAAGCGUCAGCAGAUGAACAUCUUCGGUGUCAUCCACCGAUACCUCACGCUGAAGGCCCUAUCGCCCGCGGAGCGCAAGAAGCAGAUGCCUCGCGUCUCCAUCUUUGGUGGCAAGGCUGCUCCUGGCUAUUGGAUGGCCAAGCAGAUCAUUCACUUGAUCAACAACGUUGGCGCAGUCGUCAACAACGAUCCUGAUAUCGGCGACCUGCUCAAGGUCAUCUUCCUGGAGGACUACAAUGUCAGCAAGGCUGAGAUGAUCAUCCCGGCCUCGGACAUCAGCGAGCACAUCUCGACUGCAGGCACCGAGGCUUCUGGAACCAGCAACAUGAAGUUUGUACUAAAUGGCGGUCUCAUCAUCGGUACCUGCGACGGUGCCAAUAUCGAGAUUACCCGCGAGAUUGGCGAGAACAACAUCUUCCUCUUCGGCAACCUUGCCGAGGAUGUCGAGGAUCUCCGACACAACCACACCUACGGCUCGCACUCGGUCGACUCUGACCUGGCCAAGGUCUUUGAGGCUAUCGAGAAGGGCACGUUUGGUGAGCCGCACGAUUUUGCCGGCAUGAUCUCGGCGGUCCGCGACCACGGUGACUACUACCUGGUCUCGGACGACUUCCACAGCUACAUCGAGACGCACCACCUUGUGGAUGAGUCGUACCGCAACCAGGACGAGUGGAUCACCAAGAGCAUUACGAGCGUGGCGCGCAUGGGCUUCUUCAGCAGUGACCGCUGUAUUAACGAGUAUGCGGAGGGCAUCUGGAACAUUGAGCCACUGCCCGUCGAGAGCAAGGACGGUGUUGCCAAGGGCGAGCUGUAG
Thyridium curvatum is the source of this 2679-nucleotide messenger RNA. RefSeq lists its product as uncharacterized. The transcript has 6 exons. The coding region runs from base 1 to 2679 and encodes 892 amino acids. Lineage: Eukaryota; Fungi; Ascomycota; Sordariomycetes; Thyridiales; Thyridiaceae. The record is from RefSeq and is a predicted model, not a curated record. Gene Ontology annotation, cellular component: cytoplasm. Gene Ontology annotation, biological process: glycogen catabolic process. Gene Ontology annotation, molecular function: pyridoxal phosphate binding; glycogen phosphorylase activity.